AUGACUUCCCCGGCGCUCCAAAAGAGAGGUCCGUGGUCGAGUCAUGAGGACAACGUCCUCAUGGAUCUAGUGGACUCCCAUGGUGCUCUCAACUGGGUUCAAAUCUCAACGACCCUGGGCACACGCACACCAAAGCAGUGCCGGGAACGAUAUCAUCAAAACCUCAAACCGUCGCUCAACCACGGUCCCAUCACCCGGGAGGAAGGCGAGAUAAUUGAAAGACUGGUGGGUGAAAUUGGGAAAAGGUGGGCCGAGAUUGCUCGUCGUCUUCAUGGACGAAGCGACAACGCUGUGAAGAAUUGGUGGAACGGUAGUCAGAACCGCCGGAAGCGUCAGGACCGGCGCCGCGUUGCCGAUUCCUCUGGCUCGCGCGAUCCUGCCCUUCUCUCUGGACCGUUGCCAAUUCUGAACCCAAGUUCCAGGCCUCCUAGUGCAUAUCCGACGUCUCCAAGGUCGGGCCACGGCCAAGGCCACGGUCAAGGCCACGGUCAAGGCCACGGCCAAGGCCACGGUCAAGGCCACGGCCAAGGCCACGGUCAAGGCCACGGCCAAGGGGACAGUCACGGCCACGGGCACAGUCACAGUCACGACUACAGUCGCAGUCAUGAUUACAGUCAAAUUCACGGCCACGAGAACAGUCAUGGCCACAGUCGCGAAAACAGUCACGGCCACAGUCGCAAUCCACGCGCCUUCCCGUGGUGGGAUACCCACUUUCCCUCGCCAUGCUCCUCUGAACCGGCCGAAUCUGAUUCCGGGUCCAACUAUACGACUUCUCCGGCGAAUAGGUCGCAAUCCCUUCAGUUACCCGAAGCCCCUGUCGAGCUACCACCGCUCUGUGACAUUCGCCGGUUCAGUGCACCAGAAUCACAACUACCCGGGGUAAGUGCGAUAGGCCGUAGCCAGCCGGACGACCAUGACAUGAAUCGACUGCCACCAGUGCUACUUGAGCGACAAGUUGUAACAGCGCCGGCUUCUCCUACAUUACCGCAAUAUCAGAAGGAGCUACAGCGACAGCAACAACGAGAGCAACAACGAGGGCGACAACGAGGGCGACCACUAGAGCGACAAGAGCAACAAGAGUAUCGCACUUCACCAGCCCAGCCAUCAAACGCAAACCAAGCCACCAUCAACGAGCAAAAGUCGUCCUGUGAUAUAAGCGAUAGGAUGAAGCUUGAAAAACUAUUGGCCUAG
Ustilaginoidea virens is the source of this 1191-nucleotide messenger RNA. RefSeq lists its product as uncharacterized. The transcript has a single exon. Gene Ontology annotation, biological process: mitotic cell cycle; positive regulation of transcription by RNA polymerase II. Gene Ontology annotation, molecular function: RNA polymerase II cis-regulatory region sequence-specific DNA binding; DNA-binding transcription factor activity, RNA polymerase II-specific. The record is from RefSeq and is a predicted model, not a curated record. Gene Ontology annotation, cellular component: nucleus. Lineage: Eukaryota; Fungi; Ascomycota; Sordariomycetes; Hypocreales; Clavicipitaceae. The coding region runs from base 1 to 1191 and encodes 396 amino acids.